AUUAAUUUAUCUCAACAGUAACAAGUUAGAAACUCAAAAUACAAAAGGUGACGUUUGUUCCGGAAGGUGAAGCUAACUUAGAUAUGUGUGACUGGAUGUCAAGCAAAAUGAGAACCUAGCACCUCAGUUCAAAUUCAUGUGAGGCGAAUUUAGGUUCCUAUUUAUACUUGAGGCCCAGGCUGGACCUGGUACUCAUGCAAUUCAUCUUGAUGACUCUGCUUUAAUCUUUACAAAGAUAAAAAUCUUAGUACUCAUGCUUAAUGGCUAUGUGCAUCCUUAGUUGGUGCAGAGACCGGAAAGUAAAAUUCUCCCCAUUUUGAUCAUGCUUUUAUUCCGACUGUUUGGUUCUAGAGGGAUGCUUUUAUUCCGACCAUUUCGCUCAGGAGGGAGCGGCGUGAAGCUCUCUUCUGUGUUGACAUCAGAUGACUUUAGGGCCAUGGUGAAGUCAGAAGAAGAGAAUAUCAUGAAGAUCGGAUGGGAGGACUAGCUAAGGGAGGUUCAAGUCUCUGUGUUGUUGAGGGAUUUGCUUGGUGUUCCGAGCUUCACAGCAGUGGUAUGAAAGUGGGGACGACAGCACAGGUGAAGUUCAGAGUCCUAUCUUUCAGGGUGAAAACCCAAGAUCUGGCUUUAACUGAUUGUGUCUAGCAAUGAACUUGUUGGAGGCAUUCUUUUGAGAGCGGAAACUAUCUUCAGGGUGAAAAUCUAAGAUCUUUGAUCGGCGAUGAUGAUGCUAGAGCAUUGUUCUCUUCUUGAAGGCUUCCCAUAUUUUUCUAUUCUAUAUAUUUUUUUACUGGGAAUAUUUAGAUUUAUUUAUUUCUUUACUAUAUUUAGUAUAAUUGUUAUAUGACACAUGUUUUUUUUAUGGGGAAACUACGUCCUCGAGUUGGAGAGUGUAUUUUUUUGCGAGGAAUCCACCUAUCUAUUAAUAAUCAUGAACAAUAGUACAAAUAGCCCAAAAAGUAAAAAAAAUACAAAUUGGUACUCGGACCACCUAGCGACGACUACAGACACUAGCACGAGUCGAAGACGCGCCGUUGUUCUCGCCCCUCCAUCGCCGAAGUCAGGCAAAACUUGUCAUAGUAGAGCUUGUUGUAGUAGACAAACGGGAAAUCGUCGUGUUAAGGUUCCAAAGGACCAGCGCACCAGAGCAGCAACCAUCGCCAGUGAUAACAACUGUAGAUCGAAAGAGACUGACAUAAAACCACAUAAACAAACAUGAAAACCAACUUUGAAUUAGUAAUGCUUGCGGGUGUUCGCUUCUCACCUUUACCUUCCUUCUAGGUUGGUUCUAGCUUCCUUACGGCUAUAGCCGAAAAUCCAAAAAUAUGAGUGAGGGUGAGGGGCUUGGGUGAAUGCAGGGAUGGAUUCCCCACAUCACAAGUCGGGAUGCGCUCCUAUUUAACUUGAUUUGCAGAUUUUCCUGGGGUCCAAAGAAACAUGAUUUAUACUUGAACUUCACCUCCAAGACCGCAAGACCACCAAAGGCAGAGUGAAGCAGCAGUAUCGCCGGUGAGGAGGACGGAACCCUAUAUGGGUUUUGUGUCCUUUUCUGCCACCUCUUGUUGUUUCCGCUGCACGUUAGAGAGUGGAUGUAUUGUUGUCUUGGUGGUGGGUGUAUUGUUGUUGUUUGGCAGGUAUUUUGUUUCUUAUUUCUUUUUCUUUGGGUUUUACGUUAUUGCAAAGGUUAGAUGUAAUUGUGAUAUUAAUAUAGUAUUCCCUUCAUCGAAAAAAGCAAAAUGAGAACAAAAAAAUUGCGAUUCCAUUUCAGCACCAGCGAGCCGCAGACUCUUUCGCGGCUUCGCCUAUCCCAUUUGAUGAGCCUGAACCCUCAGGCUGGUCGCGCCGCCGCACGCGUGGCAGAGCAUGGAGCCCCUUCCACCUUCGCCGGCCUGGCCGCCGCCACCUCCAGGAUCGCCUCCCACGGCCGCGCCGGGGACGCCGCCGCGGCGCGCGCCGUGUUCGACGCGAUGCCCCGCCGCGACGCCGUCGCCUGGAACGCCAUGCUCACCGCCUACGCCCGGGCCGGCCAGCCGCGCGCCGCCCUCACGCUCUUCGCCGGCAUGCGCGCCGCGCCGGACGCGUUCUCCCUCACCGCCGCGCUCUCCGCGGCCUCGGCGCUCCGCUGCCCCGCCGCCGGCGCGCAGCUCCACGCCCGCGUCCUCCGCCUCGGCCUCCGCGCGCUGCUCCCCGUCGGCAACGCGCUCGUCGCCAUGUACGCCAGGUGCGCCCGCGCGGACCACGCCGCGCGCGCCUUCCGGGAGAUGCCCGCGCGCAACGCGCUGUCCUGGUGCUCCCUCCUGAACGCCUACGUCGCCUCAGACCGCAUGAAGCUUGCACAGGAGCUGUUCGACGAAAUGCCUUCCGCAAACAAUAUCGCCUGGAAUACGCUGCUCAUGGGGUAUUCCCGCAGUGGCAGUGCUAAACAAUAUAUUCUUCAGUUCAAUGAGAUGCGUAUGUCAGGCCUCUGUUGCGACGAUGCAACACUCUGCAUUCUAAUUGAUGCUUGCACGGAGCUGCCCUGCCCAUCUACUGGCUUUGCAGUCCACAAGAUUGCGGUGCAGAGUGCCUGGAAUGCCGUCCCCGAGGUCAGUAACUCGCUUAUUUCCUUCUACAGCAAGUUCAGCUUGCUAGAUCAUGCCGUGAAGAUCUUCGAGUCUAUGGAGAGUAGGACCGUGGUGUCAUGGAAUUCGCUGAUUGACGCAUACACAAGGCUUGGCCACGUUGAGCAAGCAGCUGCUCUGUUUCGAAGUGCCCCGGAGACAAAUGUCAUCUCAUGGACUGCGAUGAUCGGAGGUUUUGCAAGGAAUGGCUGUGCAGAAGAGGCCCUUGAACUGUUUGUCAAAAUAUUGGCAGAAAAGGAUAUCCAUCCGGACGACUUCACUUUGGGAGCUGUGCUUCAUGCUUGCGCUACUGCAGCAUCUCUGACCAGUGGAAGGAUGAUCCAUGCCUGUGCAUUCCAGAGGGGUUUUCCGUCCUACUUGUACGUGGCCAACAGCUUGAUGGACAUGUAUGCCAAGUGCGGAGACGUGGAGGGUGCAAGCAAUAUAUUCAGUGAUGUCCUACAGAAGGACUUGGUCUCGUGGAACACCAUGUUGUUUGGGUUCGCGAUAAAUGGAUGGGCAAAUGAAGCACUGACAAUGUAUGAAACCAUGUUGUCCCAUGAUGUCUGCCCCGACGAAGUUACAUUUGCAGGCUUGCUCACCGCCUGCAGCCACUGUGGACUCCUAGAUCAAGGCAGAGCUUUCUUUGAGUCAAUGGUGUCUGUCCACCGACUGAAGCCAUCACCGGAGCAUUUAGCUUCUGUUCUGGACAUGUAUGCUAGAUCAGGGAACAUAAAAAAGGCCAUUGAGAUGCUGGACAAAUAUUCAGAUGCCGUCCAGCCACAUAUCAGUGACAUGCGCGAGGCUCUUCUUAGUGCCUACUCGUCGGGCAACCUCGAUGUCAGAAUCGGAAGGAGCAUGGGGAGCAGCAUGGUGUCGAUGGAACCUGCUAAGGAUGCUGGCUAUGUCAUGUUGUCUAACUUGUUGUGCGCAAUUGGGCAGUGGACGGAAGCGGAGCGGGUGAGAAGAACCAUGUCAGAGCAUGGUGUUAAGAAGUCUCCUGGCUGUAGCUGGAUCCAAGUGAUGGGUGCUAUUAAGGUGUUCGUAUCAGGUGGUCAAGAACUUAAUUCAAUAGAAUGCGAUAUCAUUCACCUGUUGGAUGACGAAAUGAGAAGUACUAUGCAUCGCUGCACUGUUGGUCAAGAUAUGGACAGAGAAGGAAAUCCAACCUGA
This is a messenger RNA of Lolium perenne, 3773 nucleotides long. Its product is annotated as pentatricopeptide repeat-containing protein At2g36980, mitochondrial-like. NCBI's taxonomy places the organism in Eukaryota, Viridiplantae, Streptophyta, Magnoliopsida, Poales, Poaceae. The record is from RefSeq and is a predicted model, not a curated record. Gene Ontology annotation, molecular function: protein binding; RNA binding. Gene Ontology annotation, biological process: RNA modification.